GACUCCAAUAUUUUACGCAUGUUUGGGAGGACAAGCGCAUACGUUAAAUAUUAUGAUCACAGAAUUAAAUUGCAAAAUAACGCAUACCGAUAAACUUGGACGAACUGCACUGCAUUGUGCUGCAUUUGGCGGUUAUGUUGCAUGCAUGGAAGUGCUCAUUAUGAAAGCUGAUUGCCUCAUUCAUAAGGAUGAUUCUGAUCAAUUUACACCAAUUCAUAUAGCAUGUGAAAGAGGUAAAUAUGAUUGUGUAAAAUAUUUAUUAAAAUGUGGAGCAGCUGUAAAUGCGUUUGCACGUAUUAAUGAUUGUACACCGUUAAGUUGCGCACAAGCUAAUGGUCAUCAACAGAUGAUACAGAGAAAAGCUGAUUAA
Molecule: messenger RNA, 370 nt
Organism: Acanthocheilonema viteae
Lineage: Eukaryota; Metazoa; Nematoda; Chromadorea; Rhabditida; Onchocercidae
Source: the annotation of a GenBank genome assembly